This is a messenger RNA of Cucurbita maxima (winter squash), 499 nucleotides long. Its product is annotated as flowering-promoting factor 1-like protein 2. Bases 92 to 451 code for a protein of 119 amino acids. The transcript has 2 exons. Lineage: Eukaryota; Viridiplantae; Streptophyta; Magnoliopsida; Cucurbitales; Cucurbitaceae. The record is from RefSeq and is a predicted model, not a curated record. Gene Ontology annotation, biological process: regulation of flower development; vegetative to reproductive phase transition of meristem.
AUAAAUAAACCCCUAAAUCAAAUUCCUUUCCGAAAAACAAACGAGCAAAACAAACACAUUUUCAAUUCACACUAACCGUCCGAUCACCAAAAUGUCAGGCGUUUGGGUAUUCCGAUCCAACGGUGUGAUGCGCCUCGUUGAAAACGCUCAGGCCGGCGGCGAUUACUCCUCCGACGGCCACCACCACCACCACAACGGCGGCGGAAGAAAGAAGAUUCUGGUUCAUCUUCCUUCCGGCCAGCCGGUCACAUCCUACGGAUUUCUUCAGAAGAUUCUGGAAGGUCUAGGAUGGGAGAGAUAUUACGAAGGCGAUCCAGAUUUCUUCCAAUUUCAUAAGCGAUCUUCCAUUGAUCUCAUUUCGCUCCCAAUGGACUUCUCCAAAUUCAACUCCAUUUACAUGUACGAUCUCGUCGUCAAGAACCCUAACGUUUUUCACGUUCGCGAGCCCUAAUUUCUUUUUAAUUUUAUUUAUUUUAAUUCUCUCUCUCUCUCUCUCUCU